Messenger RNA from Bombina bombina (fire-bellied toad), 3905 nucleotides. It is a transcript of the gene TBC1D15, whose product is annotated as TBC1 domain family member 15. Lineage: Eukaryota; Metazoa; Chordata; Amphibia; Anura; Bombinatoridae. Gene Ontology annotation, biological process: activation of GTPase activity. Gene Ontology annotation, molecular function: GTPase activator activity. The coding region runs from base 55 to 2973 and encodes 972 amino acids. The transcript has 20 exons. The record is from RefSeq and is a predicted model, not a curated record.
UUUUGUUGGAUGCACGUGAGGAGUGCGACGUCAUCAUAAACACUCGUAGGCAAAAUGGCGACUCCGGGACCCGGAAAGAUUGUGUUUCAUCAUGAAGGUGUAUUUAUACAUUCAUCUUGUGGGAAAAAUGAAGGACAAGAUACUUUAAUUCCUGGGAUACUAUGUGUCAUAGAAAAGGAUGUGGAAAUUAUAGUAGAUUGGAGACCUCUGGAAGAAACAUUAGAUUCCUCAAAUAUUCUAUGUGCUGUAAAGGAUUCAAGCUCUGUUGUAGAGUGGACACAGUCUCCAAAUGAAAGAAUUGUCCGUGGGCCAGAGCAUCAGAACAGUUAUGAAGCAGAGUGGGACAUGGUCAAUACUGUUUCUUUCAAAAAGAAGCAAUUUACAAAUGGUGUUCAGAGUCCCCAGAACAACCAGAGCAAAUGGUCAUUCCUCUUCAGCUUGACUGAUCUCAAGUCAAUUAAACAGAACAAAGAAGGCAUGGGGUGGUCUUAUUUAGUUUUCUGCUUGAAGGAUGAUGUUGUCCUUCCAGCUCUUCACUUCCAUCAAGGAGGAAGCGAACUCCUGCUUGAGUGCCUUCAAAAAUAUGUGGUGCUUUGUGAGUGGUUUAUUCGAGUUCAGACUGUAAGACGUAUUCCUAACCAAAGUAAAGCAAGUAUAGAGAAUCACCUUGUGAAAUCAGAAAGCAACACUCCAGUAUUACGGCACUAUCACGGACUGUGUAACUUUUUCGACAUGGACCCUCACCUUUCACAUUUUGGGGCCAUUGAUCUACUAGCAGCGUUUGAACGGAAAAUGGACUGGUGUUUUAAAGAUUUAUCACGCUCCUUACAUCAGGAGCUUGCAAGCGCUGGCGCCAGAUAUGAGAAUUGGGAGACUGAGAAGCAUGGUGGGAAUGCUAUCCUGAGCCCUCCGGACCACACGCAGUCUGAAAACACAGCAGACCCAACCUUUGAACAGACUAUGCUGAUACAACUAAGGCACCAUGAAAGCCGAUCUGAAUCGACCACUAAUGAACUAAAAACUUUCUCCUACACUGAUUUGGAAGCUGCUAGGAUCACCACCUUAACGAAAGGUUUGAGGGAUUUCCUGAAAAGCACCCCUAACGAUACUACAACUAAAGAUUUUGAAAAGCUGAAAAAGAAACGGCUGGCUUAUGACUUGCACGCUUCAACUUUAGCGGAAUAUCACAGAGUGAAGCGUAUUCCAAGAAGUCUGCCAAUGAGCGCCAGACCUACACUUAUGAGAGAUAACACUACCUACUGUGACAGGUUUGAGCAGAUACUAAACAAAUACUCUAUGGACUUAAUGGUGCUCACAGUAGAAUGCCUCACUCAAGAAGUUAAUGAGCAAGAUGUUAAACUGGCUGAAAUUGAAGAUACUAUAAAAAACACGUUACCAACUGACGAGUCUAAAAAAAUCCUGUUACAGACCAAUACAAAUUCCAUGAUACCUAUUAUUUUAACCUCCUUUUUUUCACAGAAGCUAAAGAAGGACCCUUAUACUGCUACUAUGGUUGGCUUUUCUAAAGUGACUAAUUAUAUAUUUGAUACAAUACGGGGCUCUGAUCCGUCCACACAUCAUAGACCUCCUCAGGAAAUGGCUGACUUUCUUGGUGAUGCAAUACCAGAUUUAAAAAUAAACCAACAAGAAGAACUGGGAUUUGAAGUAAUAACUCGUAUUGAUGUUGGGACACGUCCAGAGGUCCAGAGAAGAGACCCAAUAUCAGUCAGUGAAUGGGAGAGCAAUUUGGACUAUGAAGGGCGAAUAAAAAAUGUGGACCACAUGAAAAACAUGAUAUUUAAAGGGGGACUUUGCCAUGGUCUGAGAAAAGAAGCGUGGAAAUUUCUGUUGGGUUAUUUUCCUUGGGAUAGCACAAGGGAAGAAAGAGCUAAUCGGCAAAAAAGGAAAACAGAGGAAUAUUUUCGAAUGAAACUUCAGUGGAAAUCGAUCAGUGAAGAACAGGAAAAAAGAAAUUCAAGAUUAAGAGAUUAUCGAAGUUUAAUAGAAAAAGAUGUCAACCGCACAGACAGAACAAACAAAUUCUAUGAGGGCCAGAAUAAUCCAGGAUUAAUUCUUCUCCAUGACAUUUUAAUGACAUACUGCAUGUACGAUUUUGAUCUUGGCUAUGUACAAGGAAUGAGCGAUUUGCUUUCUCCUGUUUUGUAUGUUAUGGAAAAUGAAGUUGAUGCAUUUUGGUGCUUUGUUUCAUUCAUGAAUCAAAUGCAUCAGAAUUUUGAAGAGCAGAUGCAGGGAAUGAAGACACAACUAGUUCAGUUGAGUACGUUGCUACAUUUGUUGGACAGCGAGUUUUGCAGUUAUCUUGAAUCUCAAGACUCUGGCUAUUUAUAUUUUUGCUUCCGGUGGCUUCUGAUCAGAUUUAAAAGGGAAUUUAGUUUUCAAGAUAUUCUGCGAGUUUGGGAGGUAAUGUGGACAGAAUUACCCUGCGAAAAUUUUCAUUUGCUCAUUUGCUGUGCUAUUCUAGAAUCUGAAAAACAACAAAUAAUGGAGAAACAUUAUGGUUUUAAUGAAAUUCUUAAGAAUCCAGAAUCGACAGUGCAGCACUGGAUGAAAGAUGCAAGGGUCUGUCAGGAGUCCAGAAACUCAUUGACCUUUUAUACACACACACUAAUUUCAAGAAAACAGAUCACAGGUCAGGCCAAAAUCACCAGGCAUAUCAACGAACUUUCCAUGAAGUUGCAUGUUAAUGAUGUCCUUUGCAAAGCUGAAGCAAUUUCUUUGCAGAUGAUGAAGUGCAAGGAUUUGCCUCCGGCUGUCUGUGAAGUUCUUGGCCUUAAAAUCAAUUCAGUAACACCAGCUGUUGUAGACGCAAGUGAAGAAAACUUUGCCAAGAAUAAUUGCCAAAAAACACCACCUCAAAAUGUCACUGCACCUAUAAAUGCUGCCAGUGGGACAAGAAGUAACUCACGCCUGCAAACGUUGCCAAACAGUGUUCACUCACCGACUUCUGCCUGACAUUGCAGUAGUGUCAUCCUUAAUUCCAAUUGAACCCAUUAAAAACUUGAUGAGGAAGCUUGAUACAACAUUAAGCUUAAAUUACUACAAUUUUCAAAAAAUCAACAUUUUGUCUAUAGCAUCUUCUUUUCAUUAAAACUUUCUAAAACAACAUGACCCACUUAUUCUUGUAAAUUAAUUUUGAAUCAAAAUAAUUUUCCCCUUACACAUUCUGUAUUAAUAUAUUAUUCCACAGCUUUUUAUGGGGAAGUUUAUUCUUUUUUUGCUUAUGCAUUUUAAAACAACGACAAAUAGAGUAAAGUAGUAAACUGUUUAAGUUCCUACUAAUGGUCUAAUUGUAUCCCUGCCCAUCAAUAAGUGCCAUUUGUGGAUAACCUGAGAUUAAAUCAUGGUGCAAUUUCAUUUCUUAUAUUUAAAAUUACGAGUUUGCUUCUUUUUAUUAUAAUUGGCAAACAAAUUGAUUUAGCCUUGAUCAUUAAAAGAAGCAAAAUUGGGAAUUGUUUUGUAAAUCUUAAUGUAUACUACUUUUGUAUUUUCAUAUAAUUCAAAUAAUUAUAGUGGUACAUCAUAUUCCAUAAAGUAAAAAUGUUACUGUUUACUGAAGUUUAAGAUUUGUUGCAAUAUUUUUGUUAUAGUGCUCUUUGAUAAAUGUUCUUGAAUAUUUUAAAUAUAAUUUUUUUCUGUAUAAUAACUUUCCAUUUCAGAGUAUAUAUUUAUUCAUUUACAUUUGUAUCGGGUGGCAGAUAACCCUUUAGCUGCAAAAAGCAUUCAGAUGAAUGUUUGUCUUAAAUACAUUGGAUGUAUGUUUUUUCUAUUAAUCAGUUCCAGAUUUACUUAUAUGAAUGCACUUUGUAGUAUGCUUUUACAUGCAUUUGUAGGUAUUUUUUAACAAAAAAUAUGUUUCUUAUAAAUAAAUACAACUUUCUUUUUAA